GCUUUAACUCUUGAAUCAUAUAAUUCACAUUUAUAUACCAUGACUUUCUUUUAGGACCUUCUUGUGGGGACACACACUUCACAAUUCACAAUUUCAUUUUUCAACUCUCAAGAAAACAAGAAUCAUACAUAGAUAGAUGGAGAUGAACCAGAAGAGGAAUGGAGGUGAGGUUCUUGAUGGGUCCAACAUUAUGGAGUUGGUUGGGAAUGAGCAAGGAUUCAGUAAGUAUGUGGACAAUAAGUUUCAUCAACUGGAUAAGGACAGAGAUGGGAAGCUUUCUUUGAAGGAACUCGAGCCGGCUGUGGCCGAUAUCGGGGCGGCUCUUGGUUUGCCUGCUCAGGGAACUACUCCUGACUCUGAUCAUAUCUAUUAUCAGGUGUUGAAUGAAUUUACUCAUGGAAAGCAAGAAAAAGUGAGCAAGAGUGAGUUCAAGGAAGUUCUCUCAGACAUUCUGUUAGGCAUGGCUGCUGGACUGAAGCGAGAUCCGAUUGUUAUACUACGUAUGGACGGGAAAGAUCUCUUCGAGUUUCUUAAUGGUCCCGGUUAUGAUGCCGAAAUGACAUACAUAUUCUCUCAGAUUGGAAACUCGAGUGCAUCACUUCGCGAACAUGUGAUCGAAGCUUUUGGAAGACUCGAUGUUGACCGAGGAAUUCCCCCUACAUCAGAUUCUUGGGUUUUUAACAACAUUGUGGAUCCGGCAUUGUUGUCUCGAGCUUUGGAUAGACCUGUUACUGAUCAAGAGACUUUUAUGGAAGAAUUCAAGAAAGUGGCAUUGAAUGUGGUUGAUUAUCUUAAAGAGAAACCUGUCAUUGUAGCCCAUAGUGAAAACACCUUUGAUGGAAGUGGUGUUAAGAGACUCUUAUCCAACAAGUUUCAAUUAGACAAGACGAUGAACACGACUAUAGAGAAUCUUCCAAAAGACCGAAAUGGAAAAAUUUUGACGCACUAUUUGCGCGUGGCACUAGACGUGGUUUCUCCGUCUGCUGGUUUACCUCCGGUCGGUGCAAUUGAAGAGAUGGAUAAAGCAAUUCAUGAAGCUUUUAAGACGGUGAGUAAUGCAGACGACGCGAAUGCAACGGUUAAAGAAGAAGAAUUCAAGAAAAUUUUAACUGAUAUACUGGAGAGUAUCAUGUUGCAGUUAGAAGAAAGUCCUAUUGCUAUUUCUUCAAAUUCUGUUGUGCAUGAACCUCUAAGCUCAUCUUCUACACUUUUGCACCCAUCUUAAUUCUAGUUCUUGUGAAACAACACAUGCGUAACCGGUUAAAAACUAAGUACAACAUUUAUUUACUUAUGCAAAUUGUUACGUCCAUCAUCCGCGCCUCUGCAGUCUGAUGUCUCCGCACAACUAUCAACUGAGCUGCGUCCCUGCAGUCUGAUGUCUUUGCACAGCUAUCAACUGAGCUGCCUUAAUAGGACUAUGUCCAUCAUAUUUUAUCUAUCUUAUAUUAAGUGUUACAUUUGAAAUAUUUAUUUGUCCAGUGUCACUUAUAUUAUGAUUUUAAAAUAUGAAUUAUUGCUAUUGUUAUGGAUUUUCA
Molecule: messenger RNA, 1535 nt
Organism: Vicia villosa (hairy vetch)
Lineage: Eukaryota; Viridiplantae; Streptophyta; Magnoliopsida; Fabales; Fabaceae
Exons: 5
Coding region: 137-1225 (362 amino acids)
Molecular function (GO): calcium ion binding
Source: RefSeq, a predicted model, not a curated record